CCUUUCCCAGAGGAGGAAGAAGAGGGACGGGUUCAGCUUCCUCAUCGAGGGGAGUAUGUGCGCGUGCAUGUGCGUGGUGAAAGAGAACUGUACAGUGAGGUCAGAUGUUCCCCGGGCUCAGCACGUGACCUCGGAGCAAAAGUAUAAAGAAAGAUGCGGGGAGACCAGAUGCCUAACUCAGUAGCUUCUCAAACUCUGGAGAGAAAGGGAGCAAGGAGCCGAGAGUGAAGAGGAAGAGAAGAAAGAGAGCGGCCGCGGAAUAACAAAGCGAGGAGAAUGGCACAGCGCGCUGCAAGAAUGUCUCAGGACCUGUCAGAAGCCCUGAAAGAAAGCACCAAAGAGGUGCAUGAGCAGGCAGAGACCACAGAUUUCAUGAUGCGGUUCCAGAAGGGACAGAUGUCACUUCAUGAAUUCAAGCUGUACCUGGCUUCUCUGUACUACGUCUAUGUUGCCCUGGAGAAAGAGUCUGAGCGGAAUAAGGACAACCCAGUCUAUGCCCCUGUUUAUUUCCCAAACGAGCUCAAUCGCAGGGCAGCUUUGGAGGAAGACUUGGAGUAUUUCUAUGGCCCCACAUGGAGGAAGGAGAUUCAGUGUCACGAGGCAACUCAGAAAUAUGUGGACAGGCUACACCACGUGGGCCAGUACGAACCUGAACUUUUGGUGGCCCAUGCUUACACGCGAUACUUGGGAGAUUUGUCCGGGGGUCAGAUUCUGAAGAAGAUCGCUCAGAAAAUGUUCCAUCUACCCAGCACUGGAGAAGGGCUGUCGUUCUUCAACUUCCCUGGAGUCACUAACAUCAGCAAGUUCAAGCAGCUGUAUCGAGCGCGGAUGAACAGUCUCCCCAUGGACUCAGCUACUGAGGAGAGAAUACUUGAGGAGGCCAAGAGAUCUUUCCUGCUGAAUAUAGAAGUGUUCAAGGAGUUGCAGAGACUGACAAGCCAAGGGCAAACCACAGAAAACCUCCGCCUUGAGGAACCAAAACUAGACCUCCACACAAGAGGAAUCAACAGAACUCACAGUCCAAAGGAAAGUGACCGUGUGCAGAUGAGGCAUCAGCAGAUGCUACCAAGCACGCCGCUCCUGCGUUGGGCUCUCGCCAUCUUCUUCUUGGCAACAACAGUCGGUGUGGGCUUGUAUGCCAUGUGAGCAGAAGGAACCUCAGCCAUGUCUUUCACCAGCACCUGCCUCAUCCUGAACUAACAAACCUUUCCCUUGUGGAAGAAAGCCUCCUUAGAUGGCCUAGUUUGGGCGAUCUG
Podarcis raffonei (Aeolian wall lizard) is the source of this 1256-nucleotide messenger RNA. RefSeq names its product heme oxygenase 1 (gene HMOX1). The record is from RefSeq and is a predicted model, not a curated record. Gene Ontology annotation, molecular function: heme binding; heme oxygenase (decyclizing) activity. The transcript is spliced from 5 exons. Gene Ontology annotation, biological process: heme oxidation; response to oxidative stress; heme catabolic process. The coding region runs from base 277 to 1146 and encodes 289 amino acids. NCBI's taxonomy places the organism in Eukaryota, Metazoa, Chordata, Lepidosauria, Squamata, Lacertidae.